Molecule: messenger RNA, 1053 nt
Organism: Pseudonaja textilis
Lineage: Eukaryota; Metazoa; Chordata; Lepidosauria; Squamata; Elapidae
Source: RefSeq, a predicted model, not a curated record
AUGGAGACCCUGGAGGAAUUUGACAGCGAGUACCCGCUCACCCUGUCCUUCUGCGAGCGGAUCUCUCCCCAGGACUACGAGGCCCAAGGCCUGAGCUACACCCAGAAGUCCCUGCAGGAGCUCUUCACCCAGAUGGAGCGGAAGCCCAGCAUCUGCGAGCGGGUGGUGCGGAAGCGGAAACAGGCCGAGAACGAGAGGGGCAGCCUGGGGCAGUAUCUCAAGGCCAAGUUCUUUGCCCUGCUGCAGGGCAGUGUAAAUUACGACAACUCCCUGGGGGAAAUGGAGAUGGAGGAAAAAGUCGAGCAACUCAAACGGGAGAUGGAGAAGGCCAACGAUUAUGCCCGUGCUGCCAAGACCUCAUCCUGGAGGCCGGCCGAGAGGAGGCUCCGGAGGACUAUCCUGACGGGAGGGUUCAGCCCGACAGAAGCCAAGCUCUGGGACUCAGGCGUUCCAGCCAUGCCCAAAAUCUUCGGUUCUUUCCCAAAGCAGGCGGAGAGAAACAAUACAGACUUGAAGCAGCUUUGGGCCGGCAUGUCACCUGUCAAUCAAAAGAGCAUGGUUGACCUACGCCCGCUAAUGCUGAAUCCUGGAGGAUUUCGUCCCUCGUUCCUCACAAACAACCCUGUCCACCGGCUGAAAUAUCCUUUCCCGAGGGUUCCUGCCAGCAGCUCCCCGACCUCGUCUCCCCAAGGCUCUGGCCCUCCUUCCAGCCCCACUUCUGUUUUCAACACCCCCGUGCUGGCCAGGUUCAGAGGCAACAAGGAGGACGAGACGGACAAGGGAAGCCCGGGCCCCGAUACAAACUCUGCAGGGGCCUAAAUGUCUUUUCGUUGUAUGGGAAGAUGCUACGUGAAUAAAAAGUUUGGUGCAUGCUCCUCAGGGCAGGUGUGGCUGUGGGUCUCUCUCUGCAUCUCUCUCUCUCUCUCUCUCUGUGUGUGUGUGUGUGUGUGUGUGGCCUCUGCUUCUCAGCUGAUCCCAAUGCAGCAGAAAGUAAACAUAAUGUCUAUUUUCUUGAGUGAAAGGGAGAUGGCCAAGCACAUUGAAGUGUCCUUC